Acanthisitta chloris (rifleman) is the source of this 743-nucleotide messenger RNA. RefSeq names its product trifunctional purine biosynthetic protein adenosine-3-like. The record is from RefSeq and is a predicted model, not a curated record. Gene Ontology annotation, biological process: purine nucleobase biosynthetic process. NCBI's taxonomy places the organism in Eukaryota, Metazoa, Chordata, Aves, Passeriformes, Acanthisittidae. Gene Ontology annotation, molecular function: metal ion binding; phosphoribosylamine-glycine ligase activity; ATP binding. The annotation marks the transcript as partial. The transcript is spliced from 7 exons.
CUGUGUUGGUGAGCAAUCACACCAUUGUCACCCAGUUCUGCAAGGACCACAACAUUGGACUCGUGCUGGUUGGCCAAGAAGCUCUUUUGGCAGCUGGGAUUGUGGAUGACCUGAGGGCAGCAGGAGUUCGGUGCUUCGGGCCCUCUGCCAGGGCAGCCCAGCUGGCAGCCAACACCAGUUCGGCUAAAGCCUUUCUGGAUCGACAUGGGAUCCCAACAGCAAGAUGGAAAGCCUUCACCAGCCCCCAGGAGGCCUGUAGGUUCAUCAUCAGCACAGACUUCCCAGCUCGAGUCAUCCGGGCAAGUGGCCCUGCUGCCAGGAGAGAAGUGACCAUCACAGCCAGCAAGGAGGAAGCCUGCAGAGCUGUCCAGGACAUCAUGCAGGACAGAAUAUUUGGAGAGGAGGUUGUUAUUGAAGAGCUUCUCCAAGGGGAAGAGCUUUCUUACUUGUGCUUCACUGAUGGAGUCACUGUGGCCUCGAUGCCUCCAGCCCAGGCCCACAAGAGGCUGCUGGAUGGGGACCAGGGCCCCAACACUGGGGGGAUGGGUGCCUAUUGCCCAGUCCCUCAGGUUCCAGAAGUUCUUCUAGAGCACAUCAAUGAUGCAAUCCUUCAGCACAUUGUGGAUAGUAUGAGGCAAGAGGGAAUAGCCUAUGUGGGUGUGCUGCAAACAGGUUUGAUGCUGACCAAAGAGGGGGUGAAGGUCUUAAACUUUAAAUGUCAGUUUGGUGAUCCUCAGUGCCAG